AUGAUGCAUAAUGCGUGCAACAUGUGCAAUGUAAUGUUUCGCUGCUUGUUUUAUACCAUCUCAUUCUGGAUGUUGGCUGGGAUAAAUGAAGUAAUAACUUUUGAGAUACCGUGUAACCUGUCAUCUUCUACACUGCAAAUCGUGGAACAAUGUCCCACAAACGAGAAAAGUUACAAAGAAGCAGAAUCCAGGAAGGACUGCGCAUCAAUUAGCAACACCUGUAAGAGCUUUCAUUAUCAUUGUGUAAUGAGUGCUUGGAGAAACGCUACUGUAGAAGUGUGUGCUCCAGCGCUAUACAUCAUAGGUGGAGUAUGUGCUGAAUACUCCGAGUACUUUAUGUCCAUCAGGAGCUCGGAGAGGUCUUGUCAAAAUUUUUCGGAGCCAUGUUCAAGUAGAUAUAAAUCAACAGAACAGUAUAAGUAUCCUGGAUGUUACGACAUAGAUAAAAAAGCUAAUACUACUAUACUUACCUCAACAACAGAUCUGUCCCAGUCCUUCAACGAAUCUGAUGCCCCACUACAGAACAUACAAGGGUGA
Saccostrea cuccullata (small rock oyster) is the source of this 537-nucleotide messenger RNA. RefSeq lists its product as uncharacterized. The record is from RefSeq and is a predicted model, not a curated record. Lineage: Eukaryota; Metazoa; Mollusca; Bivalvia; Ostreida; Ostreidae. The coding region runs from base 1 to 537 and encodes 178 amino acids. The transcript has 4 exons.